UCAAAUCUUUUCUCUGCCCUAUAUAAUGAAGUUUUUGGUUGAAGGGUUAAAUUCAGAUAUACAUCUUCCAUUCUACUCAUUUCUAAUCUUCUUUCUUACCUAUAUUUUUCAGACAAAUCAAUUGGUAAUUGUAUGGCUGCUAAUUCCAGUUGCCGUGUAGUCACUAGCUUUGGUAAGCGAUUGCUGACUCAGAUCGUUACUCAGUCUGGUUCAACUCACUUCAUUUCUGCUGCUUUUCCUCUUUUAAGGAGGUCACUGCAUUCUUCGGUGUAUGACAAAAACAUCGAUGAUCAAAUCCGCCCAGUUGUGGUCCCAGAUGAUGUUAUCCAGCCUCAGUCAGAAAAGUAUUGGGCUCCAAAUCCAAACACAGGAGUCUUUGGACCUGCUGCUGCAGAGCAAAACACGGCUAGAGCCAUGGGUCGUGGCUUCUAUGUGUCUUCCUCACAUGGUGGCACAGAGUCUGUGCUCGAGCAGAAGGCAUUUAUACGACCUCUUGAGGAUCUCGACAAGCCCCAGCACCCUUAAUACCAUGUGAUGAUAAAGCUGCCAUACCUAAUCGAUAUAAUUAAUAUUGUAGAAUGCAUGUUGGUGAGCUAGAAGCAGGCUACUUAUAUAUCUUAAGUUUUAGAUCAUGAGAAGCCUCAGCGUUGUAAAUGAGAAGUCUUGGAUUGUAAUGUUGCUUUGAAGACUGUAUUUUCGAUAUAAAUGUGAUGUACUGUAUUGUUUCAAUUCAA
Amaranthus tricolor (Joseph's coat) is the source of this 734-nucleotide messenger RNA. RefSeq names its product late embryogenesis abundant protein At5g17165-like. The record is from RefSeq and is a predicted model, not a curated record. Bases 133 to 525 code for a protein of 130 amino acids. NCBI's taxonomy places the organism in Eukaryota, Viridiplantae, Streptophyta, Magnoliopsida, Caryophyllales, Amaranthaceae. The transcript has 2 exons.